AUGUCUGAUAUAAUACAAUCCGAUUACAAAGAACAUUGGCAAGAAAUAGAAAUUAUUCUUGAAAGACUAACAAGCGAUGAUAAAUCAUUGGGUUUUACUGUUGCCGGCGGUACUCAUGUACCUUUUCUUCCUCGUCAUCGUCGUCUUGCAUCUAUUGUUAUUGUAAAUAUAAUUGAAAAUAGUCUUGCACAUAGAGAUAAACGAUUGAAAUUAUAUGAUAUAAUAUUGCGUGUGAAUAAUAUUGAUUUUACAAAUAUUAAAUAUGAAACAGCUGUUCAUAUUUUGAGAAAAGCAGGACCAACAGUUAAAUUGCUAAUACGUCGUCUCUCACCAUCGAUUGGCAACGAGAUCAUAUUAGAGCAUAGAGGAAAACUAGGCAUUACCAUUAGAGGUGGAAUUGGAAAUGAAUGUUUUCCAAAUGAUCAUGGUAUAUUUAUUGCAGAUAUUAGGAAAUAUCACGGUAAUCAACAGUUAUAUCGAGGUGACCGAUUAUUACAAAUUUCAACAAUGCGUAACACUUACGAUGUACAAUUUGUUACGCAUAAAAUGGCAGAACAAAUAAUAAAGUUAGCACGCAAAGAAAGUAAAACGAUUACAUUAUAUGUUGGACAUGCAAAGCCUAGUGUUGGAAUAUCUACAACAACAACAACAACAACAACAGCAGUGAAAUAUUUGGAGCCUAGUCAUAAAGCGAUUGUUGACGGUGAAAAGUUAAACAACUUAGAUGAACAGAGACACUUUGAAGUAUGGGAUGUUUCGGUUCUUGACUUAAAAUAG
Messenger RNA from Rotaria sp. Silwood2, 777 nucleotides. NCBI's taxonomy places the organism in Eukaryota, Metazoa, Rotifera, Eurotatoria, Philodinida, Philodinidae. The record is from the annotation of a GenBank genome assembly.